This is a messenger RNA of Aspergillus pseudotamarii, 1722 nucleotides long. RefSeq lists its product as uncharacterized. The transcript is spliced from 5 exons. The coding region runs from base 1 to 1722 and encodes 573 amino acids. The record is from RefSeq and is a predicted model, not a curated record. Lineage: Eukaryota; Fungi; Ascomycota; Eurotiomycetes; Eurotiales; Aspergillaceae.
AUGCUGGGUCACUACUUCUUCUACCACAGUCUGGAUGGUCAGCCGACACCAGACGCCGACUACAACAUCUGGGGGGACUCGUUCAGCGUCUCGGGCCAGCAGGGUAACAUCGGGAUUGGCUCUCUGUUUGCCCUUCUGGUGAAAACAAUGCUUGGCCUUGCGAUCGUCACCGCGCUUGAUCAGGUUACUUGGAGGCAGAUCCGAGAGGAGCCCACUAAGGUGGCGACGGUUGAUGAUGUACUGUCGAUUCCCACUGCUCUUUUCUCCCUCGCCAACCUGAAGCUGUGGCGGCGCUACCCUCAGGCUAUUCUUACUGGUAUUAUUCUUUGGCUUCUCUCGAUCAUAUCUGUUAUUGCACCCGCAACCCUGACGGUUCGAUCAACGUCAUAUAGCGAGACGAGCGCAGAGCGAGUGCCCCAUGUAGACUUUGCGAGUUUAAAGCUGGCGAGAUUUGGGAAAUCGGAGAAUGGGGUUUCCUUCGGGGGAGACAUCCUUUCCAUCAUUCCACCCUUCCCCAACUCUUCCUGGCACCUCGAUUUCGAUGGGCCUGCUCUGGAUUACCACAAUCUCGACCAGUCUUUCCGAAAUAAGAUCAUCGAGAACGUCAAAGUAAACAAUAACUGCUCGGACGGGACGGUAUACGGAUAUCUGUCGUGGGUCCGGACAGCGUAUGAUUGGGAGGGGCAAUUCCACCAGGUGACGGUUCCAGACACCAUUGUGCCUUUCGACAAGGAUACCGGGACUCUCCAGACAGUGACUUUAGGGCCCGCGUACGCGUCUUCUGAUUAUGGCACGGCACCCCUGACACUCUAUGUCGCCGCUUUUCCGGGAAUGCUCAAGCGAACGUAUGCCUACAAGUAUUGGGACGAAGACAACUGCCCCAAGCCCAGCACUUUUGUUGCCAACUUGGAUAAAAUCAACGGUGAAUAUCUCAACACCGCAGAGGCACGAAUGAACGCUCAGUAUAAGCUUAACAGCCUGUCCUACCAGGCCAUUUUGGAUGCCCCGGGUCGUGUUCUGGUAGGCACAAUCGGUCUCGCUCAAAGGCGAAUGCCUGCAGGAGUGAUGUCUGCCCCAAUAAUCACCCACGGACUGAAUAUGACCGAUACCACCGUCAUGUCCACAGUGAUUGCUUCGGCGUCGGAGCUGGCAUUCCUGUCGAGCUAUAUCCAGGAUAAUGGGCCAGUGGAUCCCGCCGGGGGUCUGUCGACGACAGUCCGCAGCAUCGCUGAAAGGAGUCUCCCCGAGCUUAUCGAGGAGGUUUUUGAGAAUAUUACACUGUCCAUGAUGAGUUCAGACAGUCUUCAGUUCAACUACUCCUCCCGUCUCGCCCCCGACAACGUCCCCGUCACAACCACCCAAAUCGUCAAUCUCUACUCGUUUUCCAAGUCUGUCCUCUGGAUAACAUAUGGCGUCGCCCUGCUCCUGACACUAGGUGUUGGGGGCGUUGGCCUGCAUGCACAUGUCUCCAGCCACGGCUCCUACACUACCAAGUUUUCGACAAUUUUCCGGACGACACGCGGGGCCACUUUAUCGACAUCAAUCGAGGCUACAGAUGAAAACGGCCAGGAUCCGCUUCCAAUGUAUAUCGCAAAAUCCACUAUUGCGCUUGCGGGUGCGACAGGGGCUGAUAGCAAUGAUGGUGUCGUGUCCGGCGCUUCAGGGUCAGAUAGACGAAGACUGCCGUCUCAUGCUGCUGAGCAACGUGAGAGUGAUGAGUAG